Molecule: messenger RNA, 1413 nt
Organism: Rhinolophus ferrumequinum (greater horseshoe bat)
Lineage: Eukaryota; Metazoa; Chordata; Mammalia; Chiroptera; Rhinolophidae
Gene: SMIM32
Product: small integral membrane protein 32
Exons: 1
Coding region: 413-724 (103 amino acids)
Source: RefSeq, a predicted model, not a curated record
CGAGCUGCGGCCGCGCUCACCACGCACCUCUGGCCGCCGCUGCAGCCCAGGGGCGCCCCGGAGCGUGCAGCUCACCGGAGCUGGGGGUCCGAGCCGAGAGGGCGGUUGUAACACCUCCAGACCGGUAAUUCGGCGCCAGGGCUGGCGACGGCCAGACACAGGGGAAGCCCGAGGGGUGUGCAGCCGUCCAGCUCCCAGCCCCGGGGGCCGCCAGCUAACGGAAAGGGCUGCUGAGCGUGGAAGCCAGGGAGCAGCCGCGGCCGACUCCGUGGGCCCCAGCGGACCCAAAGGCACCAACCCGCGGUCGGUAGCGCGCAGCAGGGCAGGAGGGGAGCGCCAUGGAGGCGCUGGGCGGCGCGGGUCCGCGCGGGGCGCAGUGAGACUGGCGGCCGGCGGCCGGGACCCGCGGGCCAUGUACGGCGACGUGUUCAACGCCACGGGCGGCCCCGAGGCGGCGGUGGGCGGCUCGCUGGCCCUCGCAGCCACUGUCAAGGCGGAGGGUGCUUUGCCGCUGGAGCUGGCCACGGCGCGCGGUGUGCGGGACGGCGCGGCCGCAAAGCCCGACCUGCCUACCUACCUGCUGCUCUUCUUCCUGCUUCUGCUCUCCGUGGCGCUCGUCGUCCUCUUCAUCGGCUGUCAGCUGCGCCACUCGGCCUUCGCCGCGCUGCCCCACGACCGCUCUCUGCGCGACGCCCGCGCGCCCUGGAAGACACGGCCGGUGUAGGGGCGCGGCGAUCCGGGGCCGGCGGGCGCCGUGUGCGGGUCUCGCCACGAGCAGUGGGUGUGAGCCGCGCUCACGCAGGGCGGGCCUGACGCCGAGGGUCGCCGGCCCCUGGGCACACAGCGCCCUGACCCAAAGACCUUCCCUGGGCGGCAACCUGGGCGGCAAGGGAGUCGAAGGCAUCAGGGUCCGGCUGCGAGUAGCUGUGGGGUGCCAGUGUGCGGGUCCUUUGGCGGCGGGUUUCUUCCCCAGGACAGCGAUCCAGCCGGGACCUUUCUGAGACUGCGCCUCCGGGACGAGGCGCCUUCCCCGCUGUGCUGACUUCCUCACUUUGGGCACCGAAGGGGCAGGCACCGCGGGCGCGCAACCAGCCGGGACCUGGCCCUGUGGCAGUCUUCCCGCGGCUGCCCCCGCCUCGCCUACUCUUUGGCACCGAGGACCCCGCUAGGACCCGAGCACGAACUCAGCCGGACUUUGGAAUGAUGGCCCGUGGGGGCUGCGUGUCCUGAGGGAAGUGAGGGGACGCGGAGUUUUACUAGGUCCCGCCUGUGUCCGAGGAUCGUUUUCUCUGCGGGCACGGGCGGAGGGGAAGCCGGUCUAGAGGCGCCGGGUCCCACCGGCAGCACUCUGUGAUAGGGGAUCCGCGUCCCACAUUUCGAGGGGCCGCAUGUCUACAAUAAAACCUCACCGAA